AUACAUAGGAAAGACGAAACUGAAAAAUCUGAAGUCCUCCUAUCGCAAGUAUGGACUUGCUGCUAGAGUGCACGGCAACAAGCGACGGCUCCCCCAAACAACUCUGUCCCAGGACGACAAUGAGAGUAUAGUUACAUACCUUACCAACUACUCUGAGGUCCACGGGAUGCUUCUGCCUGGUAGAGUCCCUGGCUACUGUCGCACGGAUAUCAAGCUACUUCCUUCUAGUGUGACCAAACGGAACAUCUGGAAAGACUACAGAGAUGCAAUGAUUAAGUGCGAUCAAAGAGCCGCAUCUUACCGUACCUUUUGCAGAAGGUGGCUGGAGUUACUACCAUCACUGGUAAUCAUGAAGCCUCUCACCGACUUAUGUUGGACAUGCCAACAACGUGGUGAAGCCAUCAAGAGUGCUUCAUCAUCACUAGAGGAGAAGAAUGCGGCACUCCAGGCGUAUCAGGACCAUCUCACCACCGUGACGAUAGAGUGGUCGUACUACACGGCUGUUCGCAAGGAGUGCAAGGAUUCAAUCACGCAGCACUACACAGUGAAUAACGAAUUCUCUCCUCCUCCUCUUCACUCCAGAGCAGAACCAAACUCGGCACCCAUCAAGGCUCACUAUUCUUUUGAUUAUGCUCAGCAGGUUCAUUAUCCGUGUGAUCCACUACAGCCUGGCCCAGUGUUCUUUCUCACUCCAAGAAAGUGUGCAGUCUUUGGUAUUCACUGCGAGGCCUUCCCACGCCAAGUCAAUUUCCUUUGUGAUGAGGCAGGUGACUGUGGGAAGGGCUCCAACACGGUGAUCAGCCAGCUGCACUACUUCUUGGAGAACCACGGGCUGGGUGAGACUGAUGUGUACCUCCACGCAGACAACUGCACGGGCCAGAAUAAAAACAACUAUAUGGUCUGGUACCUGCUGUGGAGGGUCAUCACAGGAAGGCACACUAACAUCACUCUGUCCUUCCUGGUAGUGGGUCACACCAAGUUCGCUCCUGACUGGUGCUUCGGACUCUUUAAGCGUCUCUUCAAGAGGACCAGGAUUGGUAGCCUAAGGUCAAUUGCUGAAGUUGUCCAGAAGUCAGCUAUUUGUAAUGAGGCACAGCUGGUCAGUGAUGAGCAUGGGAAUGUGAUUGUCCCAACACUGGACUGGAUCACCUUCUUCGCCCCUAUAAGUUCAAGAAAAUGACCGGCAUCAAGAAGGGACAUCAUUUCCGCUUUUCAUCUUCUCAUAAAGGUGUUAUGUACACUAAAGAGAGGGCGGACGUCAUCACAGAGAUUCGCCACGAACUUCUGAAGGAGGGAUCCACGUUUGACGACUGCGAGCUCCCAGAUAAGAUAACUCCAGCAGGCCUGGAAAAAUCACUUUGUAACUUAUGUUUACUGAAGUAAUACCAAGGGCGUAUACAGUGAUUUUGAUUCUUGCUAUUCUUCGC
Molecule: messenger RNA, 1427 nt
Organism: Halichondria panicea
Lineage: Eukaryota; Metazoa; Porifera; Demospongiae; Suberitida; Halichondriidae
Exons: 5
Coding region: 167-1180 (337 amino acids)
Source: RefSeq, a predicted model, not a curated record